Tyto alba (common barn owl) is the source of this 2293-nucleotide messenger RNA. RefSeq names its product TLR adaptor interacting with endolysosomal SLC15A4 (gene TASL). The record is from RefSeq and is a predicted model, not a curated record. The transcript is spliced from 2 exons. Gene Ontology annotation, biological process: regulation of toll-like receptor signaling pathway. Lineage: Eukaryota; Metazoa; Chordata; Aves; Strigiformes; Tytonidae. Bases 188 to 1063 code for a protein of 291 amino acids.
GACUUUCUUUCUAUACUUGUGUGCUAUAGAUGAUUAGAAAUAAAACACGUCAUCUUACAGGUGUAUUUAAAAAAGGAAAUAAAAACAGAACAUUGCAUUUUGGGGUAGGACAGAAUCACAGGAAGCUUUAAACUGGUUAGAAGACAACAAAUUUUCUCUACCUGGUCAGUUGCUGUAACUUCGGAGGAUGCUGUCAGAAGGUUACCUUUAUGGAAUCGCCUACCUUUGUGAAGACCUGAACCCUGAGCUCUACAGCAAGAGUUCAGCUGAGGAAGUGGUGUGUGAAAUGAGGUCCAUUAAUUAUUCUUCCAUGGAUGAAGGGCAAGGAAAAAGUCUCCUUCAGAGGUGCAGAUCUUCUGGCAAGUGCAUUUCCUCAGUCUGCCCUAGAGGUAGCAAACACAGCAGAAAGCAGAAGGAUAAUCUACAGCCUAUAGACCACCCCGUGCCCUCCGGGCAGCCAUCUCCAGCUGUGCAUGUCUGCGAAGGGCCGACAAGAAAAGACACCUACCUGGUUCCAUCUUCCUGCAAAAGCAUUUGCAAGAACUACAACGAUUUGCAUAUAGCCGGGGACUACGUGGUGCCGAUUAGCUCAGUCACGACAGAUUUUACCUGCGACAGCGGCAUAGGGCCCUUCUUGGAGUCCUCAGAGAUUCCUCCCCCCAUGGAGUCCGUGAGGGUCCCCCCCUCCAGCGACACGAGCCGUAAGCCGGCCCAAGGCUACUCCUCAUGCUGGCGGCUGGCGAGCUUAGUGCCCCACCAGCAGCCCCUCUCCGACUCAGCCCUGAACGACUACCUCGAACAGAAGCUGGUGGAACUGUAUAAGCAAUAUAUCAUGGAUAGCACAGCAAACAGGGCAUCCCCCACUCAGAUCCUGGCCUCGGAGCUUAUCAUGACUAACGUAGAUCAAAUCAGCAUGCAGAUAUCACGGGAGAGGAAUAUGGAGACCACCAAGGCCAAAGACAUUGUCAUUAGCCGUUUCUUACAAAUAGCCAGUGAAAAAAUAUCCUCAGAAAUUAGCACACCCAGCCUGCAUAUUUCCCAAUACAGCCACACUAAUGCAUAGUAUUUGAAAGCCUGCUGUUAGAAAACUUUUAUGUUCUGCAAAGUCAAUUUUUAGUUUCUUAAGACAUUUUUCUGCUUCAUAAAAAUGCAUUUACCAUCUACCACUUGAAUUAAGCCUUCCAGUACAUAUUAAAUAAGUAAAAAUAUCUGAACUGUGUAGCCCCUAUUGUGGACCAGAUGAUUUAGUGUUUGUUGUUUUUUUUUUUUUAAAAAAAAAAAGUUUUUCCCUGCAGGCUUAUUUUAGUAAGCAUCAGACAUUAAAAACAUUUUGCAGAAAAAUGACUAAGAGCCCAUGACACUUUUCCCGGUGCUCACAUGUUUGCUUUCUUCCCCACGUGCUUGACAUAUCACUUCAACUUUCCUCUGUCUGGAGUCUGCCAUCCUACCCCUGGGUCUGUGUGAAGGCUUACACCCACGCAAGUGCCAGCACAGUGAUGGCAGAGCCACAGAAACACAGAAUUGAGAAUGUCAGCUAGUUCAUCUGCCUGCUCCACAUGGCUUUACAUAUGACAUCCCUCACAGAAGCUUUUAUAAUUUAUUCUUAAAGAUACUAAGGGGAUAGACACUUUAUGGUUUCUUCUAUACUAACCCUAAUUAUUUAAUUGGUGUCUUCCUGUUCAGAAUUUACCACCCCUUCUUGCAAAGCACAAACUCUGUUUCCAAACAGACUUCAUCAGUAGGAGCGUGCGUGUGUACCCGUGUGCUUUGCACUGAACUGAACUGUUACAAGGGACGCUGGUGAUCCGUGAGCACAGACAGACACCACCUUUGCCAGCUACUUACAGACCCGCAGCUGCGAGGUGGUCGUGUAGGGACAGCGAGGAUCAUAAAGGGGCAAGAGGAGGAAGAAUUCACCUUUGCUGAGAGAAUUGCACAUGGAAAAAUAAGGGCUAAUCCAAAGCCCAUGAUAAAUGCAAACAGUUCAUUUGAAUGCAGAAGGAAAGCUGAAAUGGAACGCUCAGUGGCAUGGCUAACCACUUCUUUUGCUACGAUCUAUGUAUCAUAGGUCAAGGUCAUUUGAACCUGAUAUGUAUUUCUAAUAGGAAGGUCCUUUUUUGUAAAAUUUCACCAAAUCUUAAGACAAAAAAGAGCUGCCUUGUGGCAAGGAUGGUUACCUACUUUGAGUCUGUAUAAUGUGUAACAUAUUGUCAAUGCCAAUCCAUCACUGGUUGAGUUUCUAAGUAUCAGUAUAAUAUAAAUACUAAUUUAUAAUAAAUAUUUGUAAAAUGUU